Messenger RNA from Syzygium oleosum, 1706 nucleotides. Its product is annotated as NADPH:adrenodoxin oxidoreductase, mitochondrial. Gene Ontology annotation, molecular function: oxidoreductase activity. The transcript is spliced from 13 exons. Lineage: Eukaryota; Viridiplantae; Streptophyta; Magnoliopsida; Myrtales; Myrtaceae. The coding region runs from base 142 to 1593 and encodes 483 amino acids. The record is from RefSeq and is a predicted model, not a curated record.
CUUCGAUGCUGCUCCCGGCGAAGAACGUCCCCCCUGAAAGGCGUAACUUCCCGCCGCUCCCGGAAGCCUCUAAAGCCCUAAUCUCCGUCGGAACAUCGCCGCCCUUGCGCCGCCGCCCGCGUGACGUAUCUCGGUGGCGGAAUGGCGGCCCGCCGGAUGAUGCUCCUGCGAAGGUUCUCGACCGCUUCUUCGAAACCUCUGCGGGUCUGCGUGGUCGGGAGCGGACCGGCGGGUUUCUACACUGCCGAGAAGAUGCUGAAGAGGCACGAAGCCGCGCAGGUUGAUAUAAUCGAUCGUCUGCCCACGCCUUUCGGGUUGGUCCGCUCGGGCGUGGCACCGGAUCAUCCUGACACGAAGAUCGUGGUUAAUCAAUUUUCUCGUGUUUGCCAUCACGAGCGCUGCUCUUUCUUUGGCAAUGUCACUCUCGGUUCCUCUAUUUCUCUGCCAGAGCUCCGCAAUCUGUACCACGUGGUUGUGCUUGCUUAUGGUGCUGAAAGUGACAGAAGUCUUGGCAUUCUGGGUGAAGACUUUUCUGGGAUACAUUCAGCUCGAGAAUUUGUCUGGUGGUAUAAUGGCCACCCAGACUGCAGAAAUUUGGAGUUGGAUUUGAGAAAUACUCAGACAGUUGUAAUUCUUGGCCAGGGCAAUGUUGCUCUUGAUGUUGCACGCAUUCUUCUGCGGCCUACAGUUGAAUUAGCAACAACAGACAUUGCUAACCAUGCACUAGCUACUUUGCAGGAAAGCACUAUAAGGAAAGUGUAUUUGGUUGGAAGGCGUGGACCAGCCCAAGCAGCUUGUACCGCGAAGGAGCUACGUGAAGUUCUUGGUAUCAAAGAUUUAUAUGUUGGCAUUUCGGAAUCUGAUUUACUCAAAACCCCAGAGGAUGAGGAAGAGCUGAAGAACGACCGGAUAAGGAGGAGGGUUUACGAGUUGUUGUCAAAGGCAGCCACCUCAAAUCGGUCAAGUCCGAGAUCCGAUCAACAUGAACUCCACUUUGUUUUCUUCCGCAAACCAGAUAGGUUUCUGGAUGAUGGACAUGGGCAUGUGACAGCUGUUCGCUUGGAGAAGACUGCUCUCACAGGUAAUGGCGCUGGAAAGCAAAUUGCAGUUGGGACUGGAGAAUUUCAAGACAUUGAAUGCGAGAUGGUACUAAAGAGCAUUGGUUACAAAUCAGUACCAGUUGAUGGCUUACCAUUUGAUCAUCGAGCAGGUGUGGUUCCGAAUGUUAUGGGCAGAGUUCUGCGUGAUACAUCUGGCGAAUCAGCAAUUGAUGAAGGUCUAUAUGUCUGCGGAUGGUUAAAGAGAGGGCCAACUGGAAUUAUUGCUACAAACCUUUAUUGUGCAGAAGAAACUGUUGCGAGUAUAUCUGAGGACAUAGAUCGUGGGGUAUUGGUGCCAUCGUUACCAAAGCCAGGGAGAGAUGGUCUUCUCCAGUUAUUAGAUGAUCGGAACAUCAGAGUUGUGCCAUUCAGUACCUGGGAAAAGAUAGAUUCUGAAGAAAGGAGGCUUGGGAGUUUGAGAAACAAACCCAGGGAAAAGUUGGCCACAUGGGAUGAACUAUUGAGAGCUUCUGAAACUGAUCAGCUGUCCUAGAAGAUUACGUCCAUUUGACGCGGUCUGGCCAGAAAGUAGUACUGAACGAUAAUGCUGAUCCUGGCAUACUUCUCUUGACUUGCCAUCAUUGACAGUUAAAUUUCGCCGCAUCA